AUCUGUGGUGCUCUCUACAAAUAAAUAUAGGUAAUCAGUGAAAAACAACCAGCAGAGAGAAUAGACACCUUAAUUUUCGUUAGAUCCACCAAUCAAAAUACAACGUAGAAAAUUGAAAACUCUUGAUUGGAAAUAUUGUCCGAGCUAAUUUUGUUCCACCUCUGUAUUUUCGUGUUAUUUCUCGCUCGGCAGGAUUUAGGUAAGAUGAAUAGAGAUUAAUAGUGCUACUGGAAGUAAUCACCUUAUUCUUCGGAAUCAUAACUUUAUUUUUUUGAAAUAUCCUUCCAAAUUAAUAUUUUAAAAGUCUCAAUAAUAAAAUAAAUAGCUCUUAUUAUCAUUUCCGUUUAUGAAUUGAACGAAAAUUUUUUGAUCUUUUUUCUUAAAGCUAAAAACUUAACAAUUUGUAUACUUUUUAAAUAGCUAAUUUAAAAAAAUUAUACUAAUUUAAAGCAUUAGUUAACCAGUUAAGAAUCGUUUUGUCCAUUGAAUAUUCCAUUUGGCUUAUAGCCACGUUUAACAAAAUAUUCUAUUUACUAUAUUUACAAAUAGAAUCUUUUUCAAAAAACAUAUGGAAAACUUGUUAUCUACCUAUAUAUAAAUAUGCUUCCUUCACAAUUAACAAUUUUUUUACUAUCGUACAUUACGGGCCUAAUAUCCUCGGGAAAUUCGAACAAAAGAACAAUAUCGUUCUUUUAUUUACAUUCAGACUCUGUGUAGUACGCCCAUUGUAGGAUUUUUUUUAAUUUAUGUUUAGACCCCUUAGCCGAAUAAUAUUUGUAAAAAGAUAAAAUUAGAAACUAGCAAGUAAAUUUUGUUUUGAAUAAGUAAAUAAACAAUUAUUUAACUACUGAUCAGUCAGAUUCAAUUUAAGGAAGGGGAGUAAUAUGUAGCAACCAAUCGUUGAUGUAACAAUAGUUAUAGUUGUUCAUUUUUUCUUUUUUAGGGCUGCUUGACUGCUUGUAAGUUAAAAUGGGAGAUAUUGAUGAAAAUAUUGAUGUUAACUUGAGUGAAAAACCAUCGGAGGUUUUAUGGAAGGUAAAUCAAACUCCUCCUCUUUGUACUUGUAUACUUUUGGGUCUGCAGCAUUAUUUAGCUAUGUUUGUUGCAACGCUUUCUAUACCUUUGGUUUUAAGUCCCCAUUUGUGUAUGGAUGAUGAUAUUGUAGGUCAAGCUAAAUUAGUUGGAACGUUAUUUUUUACUUGCGGCAUCAUAACAACUGUUCAAGUGGUUUUUGGUGUGCGUCUGCCAAUUAUACAAGCCGGUACGUUCGCUCUAUUAUCUCCAACAAUGGCGUACUUAAGUCUUCCCCAUAUGAAAUGUCCUAGACGAAUUGUUGCUUCCGGUAAUAUUUCUGAAAUUUCAUUAAAUGGAACUGAUAUUAUAAGGGGUAGCAUUGAACAUCAAAACCUAUGGCAGGGAAGAUUAUCAGAGAUACAAGGAUCUCUCAUGGUUGUCGCAUGUAUUGAAAUAGUUUUCGGAUUAUCGGGCGCGGUAGGAUAUCUUUUGAAAUAUAUUGGGCCUCUUUCAAUUUCUCCAACGAUAGCUUUAUUGGGAUUAUCUUUAUUCCAGCCGGCGUCAAACUUUGGGGCUAAACAUUGGCCAACUUGCAUUGUUACUAUGGUUUUGAUUUUGAUAUUUUCUUUAUACCUUUCUCGUUUUGCUGUACCUUUACCAACCUAUAAUCGAAGCAAAAGUAGAUGUAGUGUAAAGCGAACGAAAAUAUUCAACAUGUUUCCAGUACUCAUUGCUAUGUGUCUUUCCUGGCUACUUUGUUGGAUACUAACAAUGUCUGAUACGUUGCCUAAUGAAGCACGUACGGAUGCAAAAUUACAAGUAAUUUAUGAUUCCCCUUGGUUUAGAUUACCCUGGCCCUUUCAAUGGGGGGCUCCCAAAGUUAAACUACCAGCUGUUUUAGGUUUAAUGGCAGGUAUUUUGGCAACAACAGUAGAAUCAGUGGGCGAUUAUUACGCAUGCGCUCGAUUAGCAGGGGCACCACCUCCACCGCCAUCGGCAGUGAAUAGAGGUAUACUCAUUGAGGGAAUUGGCUCCUUCUUUGAUGGAAUACUUGGAACUGGUAACGGCACAACCAGUACAAGUAUUAACGUUGGAGUUGUUGGCCUAACGCGGGUCGGCUCUAGAUCAGUCGUUCUGGUCUCCGCCUUUCUGAUGUCCUUUUUGGGAGUAUUUUGUAAAUUCGGAGCCAUUUUCGUUACAAUUCCGGAACCAGUGGUUGGAGGAGCAUUCUUUAUGUUAUUUGGUAUGAUCUUUGCAGUGGGGAUCUCAUCAUUGAAAACUGUCGAUUUGAAUUCACCAAGAAAUCUGGGAAUAUUUGGAUUCUCUUUUUUCUUCGGGAUGGCUGUUCCCCAAUGGGUAAAAGCUAAUCCUCAUGCAAUAGACACUGGUUCUCCAACAGCUGAUUCAGCAUUAACUGUUCUCAUUUCUACUUCCAUGUUCGUUGGUGGUGUAAUAGGGUUUUUUCUAGAUAAUACAGUUCCAGGAUCAAAGAAAGAAAGGGGCUUACUCCCACAGAGCGAAGAGGAAAUACAGAACGAUGUGUCAUCUAUAUAUGACCUACCUUUCAAUAUUGGGAAAUUAAGUCGUUAUUUCAGGUAUAUUCCAAUUUGCCCGGCAUUCGAAGGUUUCAAUCGGAAGAGACACAGAGUUACAAGCAAUCAUACUACGUCGGAAAACUUCAAGGAAACAACUGAAUUCGUCAAUAUAUCGAAUGAACAAUUGUAA
Messenger RNA from Dimorphilus gyrociliatus, 2739 nucleotides. NCBI's taxonomy places the organism in Eukaryota, Metazoa, Annelida, Polychaeta, Dinophilidae. The record is from the annotation of a GenBank genome assembly.